Eurytemora carolleeae is the source of this 1170-nucleotide messenger RNA. RefSeq lists its product as uncharacterized. Gene Ontology annotation, molecular function: metallopeptidase activity. The record is from RefSeq and is a predicted model, not a curated record. Lineage: Eukaryota; Metazoa; Arthropoda; Copepoda; Calanoida; Temoridae. The transcript has 11 exons. The coding region runs from base 229 to 1155 and encodes 308 amino acids.
UAGACAUAGUUUUAUGAGCCUUUUAUUUUUAGAGUGGCAUAUGCGAUUCACGUCGGUCCCCUAUACACCUUUAUUUGAAUAACACAGAAGUAGGUUUCUGUCUACUUCCUUCCUUCCUUCAUUGUUUCUGCGGCAAACAUGCGAGUUAUUUUUCCACAAUUGAAAAAAAAAAUCAAAUUGAAAAACAAAGAUUUCUUCAACACCCGUAAUCAGUCAAAGGGUUAAAAGAUGUCGUUAAGAAUCGGCCACUCUAGAAUCGGCCACUCUAGAAUCACUCGAAUUUAUCUCUACAAUCCCUUCAAAGUAAAAGCCUUCAAGCUACAGCCCAGUGAUAGAAAACCCAAACCAGUUUUAACUCCGGAGAAAAGCCGUGAAGAAAAGUUUGGAGAAAAUAGAAAUAAAUAUGCGAUUGAACAUCAGCACUCGGCAACCAAAGUUAUUGCGAAGGACUAUUUUGGAAGAACUUUUAUCAAGCAUCAUUGGGAGAGCACCGUAGAAAGGAACCAGGGGGAUCAGGGUAGAGAUCAGAGUAGAGAUCUAAAACUGAUCCAAAGACUAAAUGUGCUAACAGAUAACACUAUUAAACUAUAUCCUAACCUGGAGAAAGAAACAGUAAAGGCAUGGAAAAGGGCACACCUAAGUAAGUCUCAGGAGUUUUCCAAGUAUAAAAAUCUGAUUGAAAGCUCUGCAGAGCUAAAGACACCAGAUAACUACAAGAUAUCAAAGAAUGGCAAGAAGUCUCCAGUAAGGUAUUCAAGUAGAACAAUAGAGCUAGCGGUCAUCACGGAUCCGAGUAUCUUUAUGGAGGUCAAGGCAAGAAUGCUCCAUGGAAAAGGGAAAGAUAAAGAUGUUAUAACAGAAGUGUACAGAUUGAUUCAUGAAUUAAUGAAAGCUGCAGAAACGUUUCUUUUACAUCCGACAAUAUCCCGCCACGGAGGAUUUAAAAUAAACAUCAAUGGAGUCAGAGUUCUAAAGGUUUGGGGCGAGCUGGGGAAAAUGUCUAAAAGAAAUCUUCUUUUAUCCGUUCUGCAUGAUUUAGGAAACUACUUAAAGAUUAUCAAUCAGCACUGGGACGCUGACCAGCACAGCUAUGACGGGGUGAUUCUCUUUACAGGAAAUACUAAUUAUACGGAUGGAGAUGGUGAGAUCAAUUAAAGUGAUUAUUUACUU